AUGCUGGAGGUCGGUGAGGCCGGUCGGAAUGACGAGGAUGGGGUUGCUCAGGUGGUGAAGAAGGUGACGGGGGAUGAGAAGGUGAUGGUGGACUGGUGUCUAGUGUUGAAAGUGAUUCGGUGGUCAUGGGUUCAACUUGGUGCUAAACCUGCCUCUGUUCCAAUGGAUAGUACCACAAGACUAUAUCAAGACAAAAGUCCCUUGCUAUUCGACCCUUUUGUAUAUCGUUGUUUGGUUGGCCGUCUUAUCUAUCUCACCACUACUCGACCGAACAUCAUGUAUGCCACUCAACAAUUAAGUCAAUUCAUGGCAUCUCCUACUGAAUCUCAUCUUCAAGCUGCCAAGCAUGUGUUACGAUAUCUGAAAACUAGUCCCGGCAAAGGACUUUUCUUUCCAAGGGAAUCAGAAAUUCAGCUUCUCGGCUUCAGUGACUCUGAUUGGGCCGGAUGUCCUGACACUCGGCGAUCUUUAACAGGUGAUUGUUUCUUCUUAGGCAGUUCUUUAGUCUCUUGGAAGACCAAGAAACAAACCACCGUUACCCUCUCAUCCACUGAAGCAGAAUAUCGUGUACUUGCCAACAUAACUUGUGAACUUCAAUGGAUACUAAAUGUGUUAUAA
This is a messenger RNA of Arachis ipaensis, 618 nucleotides long. The record is from RefSeq and is a predicted model, not a curated record. NCBI's taxonomy places the organism in Eukaryota, Viridiplantae, Streptophyta, Magnoliopsida, Fabales, Fabaceae.